Messenger RNA from Sarcophilus harrisii (Tasmanian devil), 3930 nucleotides. It is a transcript of the gene TLR2, whose product is annotated as toll like receptor 2. Gene Ontology annotation, biological process: immune response; toll-like receptor signaling pathway; inflammatory response. Gene Ontology annotation, cellular component: membrane. NCBI's taxonomy places the organism in Eukaryota, Metazoa, Chordata, Mammalia, Dasyuromorphia, Dasyuridae. The transcript has 2 exons. The coding region runs from base 926 to 3277 and encodes 783 amino acids. The record is from RefSeq and is a predicted model, not a curated record. Gene Ontology annotation, molecular function: triacyl lipopeptide binding; protein binding; transmembrane signaling receptor activity.
UAUCCUUGUGUCCCCGCUUAGGGGAAGCCUCUGGAAGCGAGUCAGAUGUGGCUUAGCUCUGGCUAGGACUGUGUCUUUUCCAUCUUCUGCAGCUCUCUGUCCCCUCCAGAUUCCGGAUUUAAAGUCGGAAGCCUCCUUGGAGAAAGCCAUGUAGCUGAAGUCUUAUUUUACAGACUCGGAUGAGGCGCCCCAGAGAGGGAAGUGAUUUAACAUCUAGAAGGAAGCGGAAUCGGGAUUCGAACCCGAGGCCCGCUGCCUCCUCCCCGGCCUUGCUGUUCUCCGGGUUCCAGCUGGAUUUGGACGGCGUCUGAGGAGUGGAGAUGGCGCAGGAAACACCAGACUCCUUGUUCUGAAAUUUCCAGUCAGUACUUCCCCUUGGCCUUUGGCCUAGAAGAAUGUGUGAAAGUAGGGGAAUGCCCCUCCUGCCCCUCUCCGCAAACUUGGGACUCGGCAUCGGAGAGGCCAUGAAAAGUUACCCGGGACCGAGAGGAGGAGGAGAAAGUGGGCGCUCUCUUCUUCGCCUCCCCGUCUCCCUCUAACUCUUUCUCUCUGUCCCUGUCUGUCUGUCUGUCCCCCUCCACCGCCCCCCUCUCCCGGCUGCACUUCGGAUGCCCGGCUGCGCGUGAGGAGGGAGGGGACCCGGGCCGUCGCGUCCUUCCUUCCUGCCCCGGCCCAGCGCUGCCUCUCCUGCCCACGCUCUGUCCACCCCGGUCCACGCCGGUAGGAGCCAUUCAGAAAGGGCGGAGCGACGACGGACCAGGAUCCCGCUCUCCUGCGCGCAGCCCCAGCCGCCUCCCGUAUCGCGUAUCCAGCCAACCUGUAGCCGGGGCCAGCGCUCCUGUGCAGCCCAGCUCGCCGAACGGAGCGCGUCUGCCUAAUCCAGACCUAAGGAGCGUCCUGGGGCCGUGGGCUGAGCCCCUGGACAAUGAGACAUGUCAGGUGGACAGUGUGGAUCAUGUGGACCAUAAUUGGUCUCUCAGAAGGAGGUGCGCCUAAACAGACUUCUCUGUCAUGUGAUUCUGCUGGUGUCUGUGAUGGCCAUUCCAGGUCUUUGGGGACCAUUCCUUCAAGUCUGACAGAGACUGUGAAACAGUUAGACCUGUCCUUCAAUAAGAUCUCAUACAUCAAAGAAACAGACCUUCAGAUCUGUAUCAACCUACAAGUUUUGCUGUUACAAUCCAACCAAAUUAGUGCAAUAGAUCCAAAUGCCUUUCGAUCCCUGGAAAAUCUGAAACAUCUGGACUUAUCUAACAAUACUUUGCUUCACUUGUCACCCUCCUGGUUUAAUUCUCUCUCUUCCUUGCGCGUUCUACACUUGCAGGAUAAUCCUUACCCACGGCUCGUGCAAGGUCUUUUUUUUCAGCUCUCCAGUUUGAGGAUUCUCAAAGUGGGGAACAAUAACAGCUUCUCUGAACUUCAGAAACAAGACUUUGAAGGGCUGAGCAUGGUGGAGGACCUUGAGAUUGAAGCAGACUACCUGAAAAAAUAUGAGCCAGGAAGUUUGAAGUUUAUUCACAAUAUAAGUCAUCUGACUCUCAGCAUCAAGAGGUCAAUUUUACUAGUUGAUAUCAUGGUUGACCUUGCAGAUUGUUUGCAGCAUUUGGAAUUGAGAAAUACUGAUCUGGAAACAUUCCAUUUUUCACUGCCUUCUAGUGUUUCCAAUGCACUUAUUGAGAAGAUUACAUUUAGAGAGGCACAAUUCACGGAUAUUAGUUUUAUGGAAAUUCUUAAAAUGUAUACCUUUGUUUCUGAGUUGUUAGAGAUUGUGUUUGAGGACUGUGAACUUAGUGGAAUUGGAAACUGGGAUGAUGAGUUCUUAAGUGAAAUUAAUGAUCGUGGAAAACUUGAAGCAAUCACCGUACAGAGGCUACGAAUUAGAAGCUUUUUCUUAUUUUCUGAUAUGAGAACUGUGUAUCCACUAUUAGGAGGAAUCAAGAGAAUCACCCUCACAAGUAGCAAAGUUUUCCUUGUCCCUUGUGACCUCUCGAGAAAUCUGAAAUCCCUCGAGUAUUUUGACCUCAGUGACAGUUUGAUGAGUGAAAAUGCUCUAGAAAAUUCAGCUUGUGACGGGGCUUGGCCCACUCUGCACACCUUAAAUUUGAGUCAAAAUAAAUUCACAUCUCUGGAAACAGUGGGAGAAAUCUUGCAGACUGUGGAAACUCUGACUCACCUUGAUCUUAGCAAAAAUAGCUUUGAUUCUAUGCCCGACAGGUGUCAGUGGCCAAGGAAGUUGAAAUAUUUGAACAUCUCCAGAACAAAAACCUAUAUGGUAACUUCCUGUAUUCCCCAGACCCUGGAAAUCUUAGACAUCAGUAAUAACCAGCUCAGUGAUUUUCACUUAAAUCUGCCCCAUCUUAAAGAGCUUGAUCUUUCUGGAAAUAAGCUAAAGACUCUACCAGAUGCUGCUAAUUUCCCCAACUUGGUGGUAAUGAACAUCAGUCAGAACACAGUGCAUUCUUUCUCUAAGGCACAACUUGAAUCCUUUCAGAUGAUGGAAAGUUUGGCAGCUGGAGGCAACAACUUCAUUUGUUCUUGUGAAUUUCUGUCUUUUGUCCACAAAGAAGGAGUCCUGCUGGCUCAAAUCCUGACAGAUUGGCCAGAAAGCUACCUUUGUGAUUCUCCAUUUCAGGUAAGGGGCAAACGAGUUCAGGACAUUCAACUUUCCUUCUCUGAAUGCUACCGAGUGCAGCUGGUGUCUGCGAUCUGUUCUUCCCUCUUCCUGCUUGUCUUGGUGGCUGGGGUUCUGUGCUACCGGUUUCAUGGCAUCUGGUACCUAAAAAUGAUGUGGGCCUGGCUCCAGGCCAAGAGAAAGCCCAGGAAAAUUAUAGACGGGGAGAUUUGUUAUGAUGCUUUUGUUUCCUACAGUGAAGGAGACUCUUACUGGGUUGAGAACUUCAUGGUCCAAGAACUGGAGAAUUUUGACCCCCCUUUCCGAUUGUGUCUCCACAAACGGGACUUUGUUCCUGGCAAGUGGAUCAUUGACAACAUCAUCGACUCCAUUGACAAGAGUUACAAAACGCUUUUUGUGCUUUCAGAAAGCUUUGUCAAGAGCGAGUGGUGUAAAUAUGAGUUGGAUUUCUCCCACUUUCGCCUCUUUGAUGAGAAUAAUGAUGCAGCUAUUCUGAUCCUCCUGGAGCCCAUUGAAAAGAAGGCCAUUCCCCAGAGGUUCUGCAAGCUUCGGAAGAUCAUGAACACCAAGACUUACCUGGAGUGGCCCAGGGAUGAAGCUCAGCAAAAGGCAUUUUGGUUCAAUUUGAGAGCUGCUAUAAAGUCAUAGACACAUUUAAUAGGGCUCAAAACUCAGCUCUAUUAUUCCUUAGCUUGAAGGAAAUAGUAUAUAUAUCCCCCCCUAUUUUUCUGAACAAAGACUAAAUUCUUUGGGACUUUGAAAGCCUAAGGGAUUUUGUGUUGAUCUUAUAAGAUUGCUUGUACACAUCCAGAGUGCUGCCUAGGUCACUUGAUUUCCUGAUAUGAAUCAUGAUCAAUAUUAUUAUUAUUAUUAUUUAAUCUGCCUAAGAUUGCCUAAGUUGAUUAGACUACUGACAAUAUUCCAAUCCAAGAACCCAGGGUUCUUACAUUAAAAAAAAAUAGUAUUAAUCACUCCAUUUUGGGCUUUAUCCAAUGUUUUAUAAAGUUAUAUCUCAAACUCAAUUGAUUUUAAGUCACAAAGAUUACUCAUUCUCCCAACUGUCAUCCAACUUAAGGAAUGUCUCCAAAACUACCUCUUCAUUCUUACCUCAGAAUUUCUUGAUUCCAUGCAGCAAUAAGAAAUCAAGCCCCUUAAACCCUUCAUCUUGAUUUUUACUCCUUUCAAGUUGUAUGUUAACUUGUAGAAACCAAUGGUCUUGUUUCUUAUGCUACAGAGAACCUGGAUCCAAUUUGUUUCUGCAACCACAUAUCUUGCUAAAUAAAUCAUUUGUCUAGAUGAUA